This is a messenger RNA of Boeremia exigua, 1744 nucleotides long. RefSeq names its product S-adenosyl-L-methionine-dependent methyltransferase. The coding region runs from base 252 to 1565 and encodes 437 amino acids. Gene Ontology annotation, molecular function: carbon-sulfur lyase activity. The record is from RefSeq and is a predicted model, not a curated record. NCBI's taxonomy places the organism in Eukaryota, Fungi, Ascomycota, Dothideomycetes, Pleosporales, Didymellaceae. The transcript has 2 exons.
AAUUAGUCAGGCGCGCUUACCAAUACGGAAGUUAGUCUAAAAUUACCACUGCGGCUCCCCUCAGCCAUGCAUACACGACUCGGGUAAUCAGAAAACCUUAAGUUCCCUCUGCGCAGUCAAGGAAUCCGAAGCUCAUCUUGCGACUUACCUUUGCGAUAUCAGAGAGAUCACCAACACGCUUAACCUAAUCGGGACACCUCCUCAUCAACUGCAUCAUCAAGCUUCGUAGAGAUACCAGCGCAGCAAUUAUCAUGGCCAGCAACCGACAAGCUGACGGCAUUAUCAAAUUCUACGAAUCAAGAGCGGCGCAGUAUGACGGUACCUGGCAUGACGACUUCACCAGCCGGUUUGUCAAACAGGUCGACAUCCAGCCUGGGCAACAGGUACUGGAUCUCGCAUGCGGUACUGGACUCCUUACAUUCCUCGAGGGAGACGCUGUUGGGCCAUCCGGACACGUUAUUGGUAUCGAUGUCACUCCAUCAAUGCUGGACAUCGCCAGAUUCAAGCAAAGGAAGUCCGGUGAUCAGUAUCCCAAUGUCACCUUUUUAGAAGGCGAUGUGCUACACUUACACGAAGUACUGGCUCUGAACAACAAGGUUUUCGAUGUUAUCACUGUUGCGUCUGCCCUGGUUCUGUUUCCGGACCCAAAGGCUGCUAUUGAGCACUGGUCACAAUUCUUGAAGCCAGGAGGCAUCAUCGCACUUGACGCUACGCACCCCAGAAAUCUGGUAGCUGGUAUGGUUCUUGAAAGGGUCGCUAGACGCUUGGAGUUGCCGUUACCAUACAACAGAUCUUGGAGUAAGUCAGACUCCACGCUCAGAGAUAUGCUUGAGUCUGCUGGUCUGGAAGUCGAAAAAGUGGUUCUCAUGGACAACCAAGCAGGGUACGGGAGACGGACAUAUGACGUGGAGCAAUGGGAUGAUUUCUUUGUCGAGAACGUAAUCGUGAAGGACGUCACGAGAACGUUCGCAAACAACGACAUCCGACGGGAAGCGCAGCGUGUUUAUAAGGAGGAGUGGGAGAAAUUGGCAAUCGAUGGGAAGGUAGAGGAAAUCGACUCUGUGUUUCUUGGAGUUGCGCGUAAAUCUGUUGAUGGUUCGAGAUACGUGCCGAAGACCGUAGGCGAUGGCAUCAUUUUCAAGGGCGGCUGCAGGUGUGGCGGCGUCCAGUACACGUCCACUGCACGACCCAAGGACAUUGUCGUCUGCCAUUGUCGCGCUUGUCAGCAGGUAUCUGGAUCUGCCUUCCUCCCGUUUACCGGCGUGCCAAAGAGCGCGCUGACCUUCACGGAAAAAUCCACUCGUGAGACUAUGAAGCUCUCACAAAACGCAGAGCGAUCAUUUUGCUCAAGGUGCGGUGCUCCCCUCACGAUGACUUACUCAUUUCACAAGGAAGAAAUAUCGCUCACUAUGAGCUCCGUGGACUUGGAGAGCCUGACGUGUGAACCACCUGCCGUGAAGAAGCACAUUUUUCUUCGCGAGAAAGCGCCGUGGCUUAUGCUGGCGGAGGAUGGGGCUGAACGAUGGGGAACGUCGGAGGAUGCACACAUGAUUCAAAGUGAAUGAGCGGAAUAGGUGUACAUAGCAAAAACUGCAACAAUCAAAGCUCCUGGUGUCAGGGUUGAUGACCCCGCAAGCUUUGUUUAGACAGCCUUGCAGACAACCGCGAUCAAGUGUAACACUAGCGUCACGAUUGUUUCGCGUGGCCCACGGUGGCGUGCAUUUUGUAGGGAACUACUGCAGGU